Molecule: messenger RNA, 4439 nt
Organism: Hyla sarda
Lineage: Eukaryota; Metazoa; Chordata; Amphibia; Anura; Hylidae
Gene: XDH
Product: xanthine dehydrogenase
Exons: 37
Coding region: 150-4259 (1369 amino acids)
Molecular function (GO): molybdopterin cofactor binding; FAD binding; iron ion binding
Source: RefSeq, a predicted model, not a curated record
GCGCUUCAUACACGGUUGUCGCUCAGGAAGCUGCGCAUAAUUUUUUUGUUUUGGCUCUCCAGUAUAGCGUGUAACUCUAGGGCCCGGAGGAAGGGCGGAAGUGCAGUUCAGCCAUCAUUGAGUCUGGAAAACGGAAUUUUAAAAGAAAAAUGCAACAGGUGCGGCACAGCUCACUCGAUCGCCCCUCCCGCUCACGGACCGGACCGGACCUCAGUCCGUAUAAUAGUAGAAAGAAAUGGAGUUGUCCAGAGCAAGAUGUCAAGCAAUACGAUAUUUAUUCAGCGGUAACUGUGGGUGAUGACAAGGUCGUGGAGAAGAAUGCCGACCCUAGGAUGACUUUACUAACUUACCUACGGAGGAAAUUGGGGUUACCAGGAACCAAGCUUGGCUGCGGUGAAGGCGGCUGCGGGGCCUGUACCGUGAUGAUCUCCACAUACUGCACAUUCCAGCAGAAGAUCCUACAUUAUGCAGUAAACGCCUGCCUGGCUCCUGUCUGUGCCCUAAACUAUACGUCUGUCACCACGGUGGAAGGGAUCGGGAGCACAAAAACAAGGCUUCACCCCAUUCAGGAAAGGAUAGCGAAGAGUCACGGGUCACAAUGCGGGUUCUGCACGCCCGGAAUCGUCAUGUCUCUAUACGCCUUACUGCGCAAUACACUGCAGCCCACCAUGGAGGAAAUAGAAAACGCUUUCCAAGGGAACCUGUGCCGUUGUACGGGGUAUCGGCCCAUUCUGCAGGGCUUCAGGACGUUUGCCAGAGAUGGAUGUUGUGGCAGAAGAACAGAGAACGGCUGCUGUAUGGACAAGAAAGAGGAAAAUGAGGCUCCGGCAUCUUCAGUUUUGUUUGACUCAUCGGACUUCAGACCCUUGGAUCCAACGCAGGAACCGAUCUUUCCUCCAGAGUUACUGCUGUACAGGAACGCUCCCCGAAAACAGAUGGUGUAUAGAGGGGAAGGUGUCACCUGGUAUCAGCCGUCCAACCUCAAAGAACUACUGGAUCUGAAGGCUCAAUAUCCUACAGCCAAACUGGUGGUGGGGAACACGGAAGUGGGAAUUGAAAUAAAAUUUAAGAACCUGUUGUACCCGGUGAUCAUCGCCCCGAGUGGGAUUGCAGAAUUGAAUGCCGUUGUUCACACUGAAGAAGGGAUCCGUUUUGGAGCCGCUUGCACUUUGGCUACACUUGGCGACAUCCUACAGAAAGCUGUGUCCGAUCUCCCCCCGUACAGGACUGAAGUGUUCCAAGCUGUUCUGGAGCAGCUGAGAUGGUUUGCAGGACAGCAGAUCCGUAAUGUGGCUGCUAUUGGUGGAAAUAUCAUGACGGCCAGUCCGAUAUCUGACCUAAACCCGGUCUUCAUGGCAAGCGGUAGCAAAUUGGUCAUCGCCUCUCAAGAGGAGCAAAGGACCGUCCAGAUGGAUGAGAAUUUCUUCACCGGAUACAGAAAGACAAUCUUAAAUCCUCACGAAAUUCUCCUGUCUGUUGAGAUUCCUUACUCCCAAAAGGGGGAAUAUUUCUCCGCCUACAAACAGGCGUCGCGGCGGGAGGAUGAUAUCGCCAUCGUCACCAGUGGCAUGAAGGUAGUUUUCCAGCCUGACAGUCGUGUGGUAGACACCAUCAAGCUCAGCUAUGGAGGCAUGGCCCCCGUCACCGUCAUGGCAAAGGACACGUGUGCCGCAUUAGUUGGGAGAGAAUGGGACGAGCUCUUACUGCAGGAUGUUUGCCGGAGUCUGGCCAAGGAGAUGUCGCUUUCCCCCGGCGCUCCGGGAGGAAUGAUCGAAUUCCGUCAGACGCUCACUCUCAGCUUCUUCUUCAAGUUUUAUCUCACCAUCCUCAAGAAACUGGAAACAGAUUUACCUGGAAAUAAUGAUUUUCAUGAGUCAUCAGUCCUUCCGGAAUAUGAGAGCGCCACCCAGCUGUUUCAUAAGCCCCCUACUUCUGGUGUGCAGCUCUUUCAGGAAGUCCCAGCUGGUCAGAACCCAGAAGACUUUGUCGGCCGCCCGAUCAUGCACUUGGCAGCCAUGAAGCAGGCCACCGGAGAAGCCGUGUAUUGCGAUGAUAUCCCCCACUAUGAGAAUGAGCUGUAUUUAGCCUUAGUUACCAGCACCAAGGCUCACGCUAAAAUAGUAUCCAUUGAUAGUUCCGGGGCUGAAGAUGUUCCAGGAUUCGUUUGUUUCCUUUCCGCUAAAGAUAUUCCUGGAAGCAACGUUACUGGGGUCAGAAGUGAUGAGCAGAUAUUCGCGGAAGAUACGGUGACAUGUGUUGGACAGGUGAUCGGUGCUGUGGUCGCAGACACUCAGGAACACGCACAAUGUGCCGCAAAGUCGGUGAAGGUCACGUAUGAGGAGCUGGAGCCCAUUAUUACAAUCCAGGACGCCAUUGACAAACAGUCAUUUUACCCUCCGGUCAAGAAGAUUGAGAACGGGAACAUAGAGAAAGGUUUCCAGGAGGCCGAUCACAUUCUGGAAGGGAGUAUUUACAUUGGUGGUCAAGAACAUUUCUAUUUGGAGACAAAUUGCUGCAUUGCCGUACCCAAGGGUGAGGACGGAGAGAUGGAGCUGUUCGCUUCCACACAGAAUACCACAGAGACACAGCACUUUGCAGCCCAUGCCCUCGGGGUCCCUGCUAACCGUAUUGUGGUCCGUGUGAAGAGAAUGGGGGGAGGCUUUGGCGGAAAGGAGUCCAGAAGCACCGUCUUGUCUACAGCCGUGGCAGUGGCAGCGCACAGCGCGGGGCGUCCGGUCAGGUGCAUGCUGGACAGAGAUGAGGACAUGCUCAUAACUGGCGGCAGACAUCCCUAUUUGGGACGUUAUAAGGUUGGCUUCAAGAAAACAGGACAGAUCACUGCGCUGGAAGUUUCUUAUUAUGCAAAUGCAGGAAACACAUGUGACCUGUCACACGCGAUUAUCGACAGGACUUUAUUCCAUAUGGAUAAUGCAUAUAAAAUCCCCAACAUUAAAGGCACAGGAUACCUGUGUAAGACCAACCUACCCUCUAACACAGCUUUCCGAGGCUUUGGGGGCCCACAAGGAAUGAUGGUGGUGGAAGCCUGGAUGAGCGACGUAGCUGAGGUGUGCAGACUGCCGCCAGAACAUGUCAGGAAGCUGAACAUGUAUCAGGAGGGGGAUCUGACGCAUUUCAAUCAGAAGUUGGAGGCGUUCAAUGUCCACCGCUGCUGGGACGAAUGUCUCAAGAACUCGCAUUACCACGAAAGGAAAAUCGCCAUCGCUAAGUUUAACAAGCAGCAUCGCUGGAAAAAGAGGGGAAUCGCCAUCAUCCCGACCAAGUUUGGCAUUAGCUUUACCCUGUCAUUCCUCAAUCAGGCCGGAGCCCUGGUCCACGUGUACACAGAUGGCUCGGUCCUCCUGACUCAUGGAGGAACCGAAAUGGGUCAAGGGCUUCAUACCAAGAUGAUUCAGGUUGCCAGUAAAGCUUUGGGAAUACCCACCUCAAAAAUCCACAUCAGUGAAACCAGCACCAACACCGUUCCCAACACGUCCCCGACGGCCGCAUCAGUCAGCUCGGACAUCAACGGCAUGGCCAUCUAUAACGCCUGUCAGACAUUACUACAGAGGCUGGAGCCUUACAAAAAAUCUAACCCCACCGGGACAUGGGAGAGCUGGGUCAGAUCGUCCUAUGAAGACAGAGUCAGCCUCUCCACCACCGGAUUCUACAGGAUUGAGGGUAUUGGUUAUGACUAUGAAAAGAAUCAGGGGAAACCCAGCAACUACUUCAGCUAUGGUGUGGCAUGUUCUGAGGUCGAAAUUGACUGUUUAACUGGUGACCACAAGAACCUGCGGACAGACAUAGUGAUGGAUGUUGGUAUGAGCCUUAACCCGGCAAUAGAUAUAGGGCAGGUGGAAGGAGCCUUUGUCCAGGGACUUGGCCUUUUCACAUUGGAAGAGUUAAAAUAUUCCCCGGAUGGAAACCUGUACACGCGGGGCCCCGGAAUGUACAAGAUCCCCGCAUUCGGUGACAUCCCUGCUGAGUUCAAUGUGUCCCUCCUCCGGGACUGUCCGAACAGCAAAGCCAUCUAUUCAUCCAAGGCUGUCGGGGAGCCUCCACUCUUCUUGUCUGCCUCCAUUUUUUAUGCCAUUAAAGACGCCAUCAUGUCAGCCAGGGAGGAGUCCGGCGUCACCGGAAUAUUCAGACUGGACAGUCCGGCCACCCCGGAGAGGAUCCGCAACGCUUGUAUCGAUCAAUUCACCAAACUGUGUCCCGUACCUGAACCCGGAACGUUUAAACCUUGGUCUGUACGAGUCUAGAACCAGGGGAACAUCCUGCACUUCUAGAGAGAUGAAGAACAAUGCGGCCGCUGCUGACGGAUCUGUAGCAGAGAGGAGACAAAUGACGGAACCCCUAAAUGUCCUAUAUCUACCUGUAUAUGUGAGAAACAAAUAAUUUAUUUUAAUGUUAUACAUAUCUAUAAUAAAACUUUACAAUCA